GUGGAAGAGCUUCUGGAGCUCGUGAAGGGCCUGCAAAAGAAAUACCACGAGGAAGCCGUCCAGAUAAGAAUAGGGAGAAGGAAAAUUUCUCCAAAAGACUGCGUGGCAGCCUCCAUGACUUGGCUUACAAAGAUUGGCGAUAUUGUGAUCAAAUUCUCACCCAAUCCAUCCGGCCUUGCAUGGUCAGUCAUCAAAGCUCUUUUACAAGUUCCAGUGACCAGUGCAGGGGAAACGACUGCUAUCCUCGCAUCUUCUGCGAGAAUCCUGGGCAUACUUGGGCGUGGAAAAGCAUACGAGGCCGUGUUCAAGGACGACAACACUCCCCUGGAACGGCUGCAGACUCUGGAAAUUGGGCUUGUUGCACUCUAUGCCAAAUCGUUGGACUUGCUUGCAUAUGCCGCCCAGCAUUUCAAGAAUGAUUAUCGAAAGGUCCUUGGAUGGAUUACGGAUCCAGGACAUGCUGAGUCCAAUAUGGCUGAGUUGAUUCAAUGCGAAAGGGAUGUCGUCUGGGCAGCUGAGUGCUGCGAAAAGGCCCGUCGCACCGCCGCCGACAAAGGACAUACAGAGCUUCUUCUGAGUCUUCGCGAGUCUACUACGCAUAUUUUUGACGACAUGCGCCGUGUUUUCGACGAAAUGGAAGCCCAGGAGAUGCUUAAGGCGCUUGACUAUUUCAGCAACGUCAAGUUUGGAGAACAGCAUCAGAAGAAAGCUGAGGCGAGAACCCCAGGAACAGGUCAAUGGCUGCUGCAGCGUUGCGAGUUUCAAGAUUGGGACAGCACUGAAAGCUCGGCCAUUUUAUGGCUUCACGGUACUGUGGGUAUGGGCAAGUCCUUUCUUGCAUCCAGUGUCGUUGAUCACUUUCUCAAUCCUCAUGAUGCGGCAUCAAAAUCCGCCGCCCCUGAUGCCGAGGAUGAUCAAGGAUUUGCCUUCUUCUACUGCGAACGCGGUUCGGCUGAUCUCAGCGAGCCCAUUUCUGUUCUACGCAGUUUUGUCCGGCAACUCUCUAUUGUUCCUUGCUACCCAAAUCUCAUGCAGAAUAAAUACAUACAGCUGUACCGAGAGAAGAGGAAGCAAGGCUCUAACCUCAGUAUCAAAGAAUGUCGAGACCAGUUGCUCGUGUCCGCAAACCUUUACCCCAGGACGACACUGAUUCUGGAUGGGUUAGACGAAUGCAAUCCAGAAGAGAGGUGGAAGCUUAUUGACGUUCUCUCCGAGCUAGUCAAUCAGGCAGAGAAUUCUGUCAAGCUUUUCAUUUCGAGCCGGCGAGAGCAAGAUAUCGCGGCGCACCUUGAUUCUCACAAUGUAAUCGAGAUUAACGCCGGCGAUAAUUGGCAAGAUAUUGCAAAUUUCGUCAAACAAAGGAUUGGAGAAACCGAAAAAACUGGGAGAUGGAACUCCAUUUCUAAAGUUCUCAAGGACAAGGUCGAGAAGACUGUUUGUGAGAAAAGCCAGGGAAUGUUCAGGUGGACAUAUUUACAGAUGGACCAACUCUCAAAAUGUCGCCAGGAAAAGCAACUAGAAGCACGACUAGGAAAGCUUCCCAAGACAUUAAACUCUACUUACGACGAGCUCUUUCGAGGGAUUCAAGAGGGUGACCGAGAAAUCCUGGAGAGGGCCGUUAAGUGGGUUAUGUGCACCACGAGUCCCUUCACAACCAACCAGAUUCUUGAUGCUGUUCGGCUUUCUAUAGCCAGUGAUGGGACAAGACUCGAUUGGGAUCCUAUGAUUACCGAGGCCACUUUGCUAGACAUCUGCAGCCACUUGAUUGUCAAGGACUCAGAGUCUGGUAAGUGGAAAUUCCCGCACACAUCGGUAAUUGAGUACUUUGAAGAAGUUCACCUUUGGAACCUCGAGCAAUCCCACUCGUUUGUUGCCAAGAUCUGUCUUCUAUAUCUUCUCGACGACGAAAAGGUUGACUGGAUGAUAUCGAAGGCUUACCUAGAUGAUAUCUACCUGUCUACCGGGGAACUGGCGCAGGAUUACGGUAUCAUCCAUGGCUUUCAACAGUACGUGGGGCUCAGAUGGUUCAGACAUAUUUCGACGCUCGAAAAGCUGGAAUCGCGUGAAGCCGCGGUCUCAAAUCUGCUGCAACAAUUCCUGGGAACCGAUCAGACGCCCAUUCAGAGUAGUCGUCACUACCGGCGUUGGGUCGAGCUGUUCUUCGGCGGUCAAGAGAAUGAUACCGAGAGGGACUACAGCUACGAAGAGGGUUAUCACGAGUUUUUCCCCGCUGAAUGCCCCCUGAUUGGGAUAUGCAUCCUUGGCUUUUAUCAUCUCUUGCAAGACUACUGGACAUCUCCCAUAGAUGUGCUUCCCAUUAAUAAAGCAAAGAGAGACUUGCUCUCAAUUGCUGCAUUUCAUGGCCACUUGGAAAUCUGCGAGAGACUCAUUGAGCACGGCGCCAAUGCAAACAGACAGAUUGACGACCAUCCCAAUGACUAUAGUGCAUUGAGCACAGCCGUGCGUCAAGAACAUGUCGACAUAGUGAGGCUUCUCAUCGAUCAUGGAGCAGAUCCGAAUCUUCCGAACGGCGCAAACCCAAAUAUCGGGACUGAUGACGAACGCUUUGACAACCUUCUUCUAGCGGCAGCAGUUGAAAAAAAUCGUGAUAUGUGUCGACUACUCCUUGAACAUGGAGCAGAUGUCAACGCGCAUGCGGAACGCGGGAAUUAUGGCAGCCCCCUUGCAGCAGCAGCAUAUAACGGCGAUCAAGACCUAUGUCAGCUGUUCCUUGGCCAUGGAGCAGAUGCUAACGCCUCUCUCGACUCCGGCAAUUAUGUUACUGCCCUUGUUGCUGCUGUAGUAGGAGGCAACAAAGAAGUGUGUCGGUUAUUGAUAGAG
This is a messenger RNA of Trichoderma citrinoviride, 2841 nucleotides long. Its product is annotated as ankyrin. The annotation marks the transcript as partial. Lineage: Eukaryota; Fungi; Ascomycota; Sordariomycetes; Hypocreales; Hypocreaceae. The transcript has 6 exons. Gene Ontology annotation, molecular function: protein binding. The record is from RefSeq and is a predicted model, not a curated record.